Ogataea haglerorum is the source of this 912-nucleotide messenger RNA. RefSeq lists its product as uncharacterized. The record is from RefSeq and is a predicted model, not a curated record. The coding region runs from base 1 to 912 and encodes 303 amino acids. The transcript is spliced from 2 exons. NCBI's taxonomy places the organism in Eukaryota, Fungi, Ascomycota, Pichiomycetes, Pichiales, Pichiaceae.
AUGCACCGCUCGCUCGCUAGCACGGCGGCCAGCCUCGCCGGCCUGGCCGCCGCCUUCUCGCCGCAGGAAAUUCUCCUCGCCGUCAACGACGACAUGCAGUACAACGUUGCCCAGUGGGAGCGCUUUGUGAUCGAAAACCAAGACGACAAGCUCGUGCAGAUGUUCCUUGCGUACGAGGACAGAAAUGUGCUGAAGGCCAGCCAGCUCAGCUCCGCGUACGCCGCAUACUCGUACGUGUUCACCAAGGUGCCCUUCGCGGGCCGUCUCUUGCAGGAGGCCGCGUUCAUCCACACCAACACCAACUCGAACGCCAAGGUCCAGGACCCGAGCGCUUACAUAAGCAUCAUCACGCAGGACCACGCGACGCAGGAGCUCGUGUACACGGACGGCGUGACGCCGGACGCGACGUUUGUGACGGCCGCCGCGACCGGCAGCGGCUACGACGCGGAGUCUGUUGCGUCGGACGUCUGGAAGGCCUACAGCACGUACUACACGGGGUAUUCAGACUUCAGCGGAUUCUAUGCGGCGAUGAGCAAGAGUUUCACGGCUGCGUCGUCGACAGCGGUCCAGCGUUGUUUCGCUUCCCUUGGCCAUUAUACCUAUAUUGAUGCCGAGCAGCACCAGUAUCACCAGCGCGAGGUAGGCGUCUGUGACGCCGGAGCUGACGACUUCUGUCUUCUCGGCCCUGUACCUGUGCACGGAGCGCAGGUAGUUGAAGACGGCGAGGAUGAGGGUGGUGAGGCUGAGACCGGCGAAUGCGAGGCCCAUGUUGCGGCCGAACAAGUCGUCUGUGCGGAAGCACACCGCCAUCGCGGACACCGACAGCACGGUGCAGAAUUUGAUCCAGCUGAGCGUCGUGCGCUCGGCCAUGGCGAUGUCGCGGAUUUCGGACGUGCGGUUCUUGACAUGUAA